GGAGAACCGGCAUCGAUGCCGCGGCAGUGCCGACUAUACUCACUGCCUCUAGUUGACGCGCACGAAUACCACCCAUCUGGCAGUGGAGGGUACAAGGCUUUGCACCAAAUCUCGUCUUCCCUCCACCCCCAUCGCGCGAGCAACGAGCGGCCGGACAAAGCCUGUCCAAUGUUUCUUCUCCGACCAUCUCCUCCCCCACCACCAUCAAGAAACGCAACCGACCUUACAUACCCUCUCCCUUUCCACUUUCCCACACUCGGCCCCCUUCGAUUGCCUGCUCCCCAAGGGGGCCGCGCCCUUAUCAAGAACUUCGCUUCCGCUCCUGACUUCACGUGGAGGCGCCCGUGCUCCAUUUUCCCUCCGAGCCCUGCCUCUUGGACGGCGGCCGACGGCGACCCCGGCGGUGGAUUCGACGAGGAGCUGCGGCGCCUCCUGGUCCUCCUCCCGGAGGAGAUGCGGCGGAGGGUGGAGAACCACCCGGAGCUCUGCCAUCUCGUCGAGAUCGUCAUGGAUUUGGGGCGGAGGCCCCUCGCCCGCUUCCCCUCCGGCGACUUCUUCCUUUCCGACCUCCCCAUCUCCGCUGAAGAUCUCCACCAUGCUACCUCCCAGGUGGGGGAUUUCGCUGCGGACAACCGUGCAGGGAUUAGUCGGACUUUGCAUCGGAUUAGUGCUAUUAGGAACCGGAAGGGCGCGAUCAUUGGUCUCACAUGCCGGGUGGGGCGUGCAGUAUCUGGAAGUGCCAAUUUGUUGCACGAUUUGGUGAAGGAUGGGGGCUCUCUCUUGCUCAUUGGUCCUCCGGGAGUUGGGAAGACCACAAUUAUAAGAGAAAUAGCUCGGAUGCUUGCAGAUGAUUACAAGAGACGAGUUAUGAUAGUUGACACCUCAAACGAAAUAGGUGGAGAUGGUGAUAUUCCUCAUGCUGGUAUUGGCAGUGCUCGUAGAUUGCAAGUACCUAAUUCCGACAUGCAGCACAAGGUAUUGAUUGAAGCAGUAGAAAAUCACAUGCCCCAAGUAAUUGUAAUCGAUGAAAUUGGGACCAAACUGGAAGCAAUGGCUGCUAGCACAAUUGCACAACGCGGCAUUCAGCUUGUUGCCACUGCUCAUGGAGUGACAAUAGAGAAUUUGAUAAUGAAUCCUUCACUAGAAAUGCUAGUUGGAGGAAUACAGAGUGUUACCUUAGGUGAUGAAGAGGCUAGCAGGAGAGGGGUCCAAAAGACUGUUCUGGAGCGAAAAGGACCUUCAACAUUUACUUGUGGUGCAGAGAUCAUUUCAAAGACUGAAUUACGAGUCCAUUGUAGAUUGGAGGCUACGGUGGAUGCUCUUCUUGCAGGCCGAUCUCCAAACUUUGAAGUUCGCAAGAUAGGCCCAAUGGGGUCCACAAAAGACAUGCUUCCUGAACAGAAGGAUUCUUCGAACAAUCUAGUAUCUUGCAUGGAAGAUGCAAUUAUCACUGAUGAUCAUUUGACAAGGGAUGAUAAAAAAAUUAGUGAUAAUGUAGUCAAUCUUGAGUUUGCAGGAAAAGGAGUAGAGAGAUCUCAUCAACUUCGACUGGAUUUUCACCUCUAUGUUUAUGGGAUCACAGAGACAAGCGUGUUGCAAGCAAUUAAGCAGCUGGAAAUGGGAGAAAUAAUUACUCUAACAGAUAACAUCAGUGAAGCAGAUGCAUUUCUUGCCUUACACUCCAAGCUCAAGAAAAAUCCUCAUAUUCAAGCAUUUGCUAAAUCUCACAACAAACCAAUCUUUGUGACAAAGACAAACUCUUUGGUGCAAAUAACGAAGGCUAUUCGUGCCCUUACAAAUCAACAUGCUGAUGGAUUCAGAGAUUUUGAAGCAGAAGAGAAAGUCAGUCUGUCAGAAAAGACUGAUGCUUUAGAGGAAGCAAGAUUGGCUAUUGAACAAGUGGUGGUUCCAAGAGGGAAGUCUAUACAGCUACUUCCGAGGCCAUCACACAUUAUAUCCAUUCAAAUAGAACUCAUUGAGAAAUACAAACUGAAGUGGGAAAUAGUAGGUAAGGAGCCAGGUGUUUCUCUGCAAAUCCUUCCCUUUCAGGUUGGCAUAGAAGAGAAGAAUCCUCAUCUGGUCGUUGAUGGUAGUAGCACAUUCGAGGAAUUUAGCAGUCCUGAUGGUUUAAAGAGUUCACAAAAUGGUGUGGCUAGAUUGCCGCUUCUGCCUGAAUAGUCAAAUAUUCUUAUUUGUAUCAUUAUUUUCAAAACCAGAAUAUCCAGGGCGCUUUUAUCGUUUAAUCUUCCAACUACUUGAUUUAGAUUUAAUUUUUUAUUAUAACAUGGACUGGUUAAAUUUUAUAUAUACAGUAAUGCUUGAUCUCAA
Messenger RNA from Elaeis guineensis (African oil palm), 2328 nucleotides. Its product is annotated as protein SEEDLING PLASTID DEVELOPMENT 1. The record is from RefSeq and is a predicted model, not a curated record. Gene Ontology annotation, cellular component: chloroplast. Lineage: Eukaryota; Viridiplantae; Streptophyta; Magnoliopsida; Arecales; Arecaceae. Gene Ontology annotation, molecular function: ATP hydrolysis activity.